AUGCAGGCCUUCGUCCCGAAGAACAGAAGGCCCCGGUUUGAACUUGUUUUGAGGGUAUUUUCAUCUGUUUCAACUUUACGCGUCCUUAUACUGACAUGCCACGAGAUCAUUGACAUCAACAAUGUUCCCUUAGGAAAUGGCACUGCGUGGGUAAAAUGGCGUCUUCCAUCAUCAAGCGGUGCCACAGAAAGCCAGGGUCACACCGAGAAGGCGCCUCUUGCGGACCACCGUGCGUCCUGGAACUAUGAGAAGAAGUCUCUUGUGAGGAUCACCAUCGACAGGAAUUCUAUGCUGCAGGAGUGUGAUAUCAACUUCGAAGUCAUUCAAGAGUUUCACUCUUCGCCAUCCAAUGAAAAGAAUGUGCUCGGAAAAAUCAAGCUCAACCUUUCAGAAUAUGUGGACAAGGCCGACGACGAUGAAGGCGUGGUCAGGAGAUACCUGAUGUUUGACAGUAAAGUCAACAGCACAGUCAAGAUUGGCAUUGCUAUGCACCAACAAGAGGGAGAUCACAACUUCACAACGCCACCUUUGAAAUCCGCCACCGUAUUUGGGGGCAUUGCUCGGGUCGUGCAUGCUGCGGAGCCAGGGGACUCAGACGAACCAGGUCACCUACCGUCAAUGAACACCAAAUCAAAUGAGGUGGCAGAUAUGCAAGACAUGUACCGGCGCACCCUGGCCGCGUCAUGGAUGUCCCGAGCAUGCGACUUACCAGCUGACAAGCUGAUUGAGGAACUAUUCGCUGGAAGUUCCUGCUGGAACAAUGAUGCCCAUAAUGCCUCCGAAACAGGAGAAAGCCAUACAAGUGCCUUUCUCAGUGUGGAAGCAGCUGAACGACAGACCCGCUCAGGGAAAGGGCUUUCCCCCAGCUUUGAACGGCGGCCCAAGAGCUCUACCAGCAACCACUCACACGGCAGUGGGAAGACUCCAGACUCUCUUUCCACCCUUGGCACUUCACAGAAGGGCAGGGACCUUGAUUAUCAUCUAUAUGACGGGAAAGGACAAAGCUGGAAGAGCCGGAAUGCUGAGCAUGAGCUGUCUGAAUUCGAUGUGCGAGAGGAUCUACGCAGCUGGGAAUUCGCAUCAACAGAAUAG
Messenger RNA from Penicillium odoratum, 1092 nucleotides. Its product is annotated as N-terminal C2 domain-containing protein. The coding region runs from base 1 to 1092 and encodes 363 amino acids. The transcript has 4 exons. NCBI's taxonomy places the organism in Eukaryota, Fungi, Ascomycota, Eurotiomycetes, Eurotiales, Aspergillaceae. The record is from RefSeq and is a predicted model, not a curated record.